This is a messenger RNA of Gongylonema pulchrum, 588 nucleotides long. NCBI's taxonomy places the organism in Eukaryota, Metazoa, Nematoda, Chromadorea, Rhabditida, Gongylonematidae. The record is from the annotation of a GenBank genome assembly.
UUUUCCUAUCAGAUAGCACGGAUGAUUCGCGACAAAGAGCGGGAAAAGCAGCGGUCUGAGCAGCGGGCUUUAAGAGAAGCAAAACGUGUCUGCGCGCUUAUCGCUAAAAUGGUUCGAGAUUUUUGGCAGAAUGUCGAGAAAGUUGUCGAUUUACGAAUACAGGAAGUAAUAGAAGGAAUGAAGAGAAAAGCAUUGGACCAACAGCUUGAAAUGAUGGUAGGCCAUGCCGACAAACUAAGCGAGAUGGUGCAGGAAGAUGAGGGUAGUAGUGUUUCGAGCGGUUCUGAUGAUGAUAUGUCAAUUUCGGAUAUCGAAAUGACCGAGGGUAAUGUAAAGGAAGAAAUGGAAGGAUUGAUGGCUGAAGGCAAUCUAGAACUCGAUGAUUUACUCGAUUCGCUUCCGCCUGGUUAUCUGGAAGGUAUUUCGAAAUCAACCAGUAAAAUUCGUGGUUUGCCGUGUGCUGCUGGCAGCAUAUUAGCAGACGGGAAACGCCAUGACGAAAGCGAGGCUUCUACAGAUUAUGCAACUUCCGAAGUCACUCAAGGUACCGCACUUUUGCGCCUACUUCUGACUUCUUACUACGAUUGA